CAAAAAGCCUGCAGCUGUUGAGCAAAAUUAUUCAAGCUGUCUACUGUACUCAGUGACUCAGUGUACAAAACUAUUAUUAUUCUGAAAAAUCUUUCUGUUUUAAUUUUAAGCUUUAAGCUGUUGCAAAAGUGGAUUAUCAUUUAAUCUUUGACAAGCUAUAAGAUCAAUUAUGUCGGAAAAUAAGAACAGUAAUGCAGGAAGAAAUGCAUUAGGUGUUUUAGCAGGAGCAGCAGCUAUAGGAGUUGGAUACGCUCUUUAUUCUAUUUUUACUUCUGAAAGUCAAGAACAUCCUAUACAGGAACGUACAAGUUCUUCUGUUACAAACAGGAGCACUAACUCACAGUUAGUAAGAAGCUCCCCCAGAGCACCACAAUAUGAUACACAUUCAUCUCAAUUAGAAAGAUCGGAGAAACAAGAAAGGAAACAGGAAUACAAGCUAGACGUUUGUUCCAUCUGUCUGGAGGAAGUGAAAGGAAUUGUGAAAGUAUUGACUUGCGAUCAUCAUUUUCAUAUGAAAUGUGUGGAUGAAUGGUUUCAAGACAGUCAACGAAAAUGUCCAAUUUGCCGUAUUGGGGUGGAGUACACUGGUGAGUGAGGCUGCUUCAGAUAAGAUUCAUACAUAUUUCAAUUGUCCAGUGAUCCAAAUGUGCCUCAUCUGAUUCCUCCAUCAACAAAUGCGUUUCAAGUUUGAAUUUAAAAAUUAUAUUUCUUUUUUAUAACAUUUAUAUUUUUAGAAUAUUGUUGGGGGUUGAUAUUUUAAUAUAGGCUAGUACUGAAUCCAAUUAUUAAUGUGUGUUGUUUUCCAUCUACUUUCGAGGUUUGGUUUCAAAAUUUGCAAUAUUAUUUUAUGGUUAUUCGAAAUUAUCGUGGGAAGUUAUUUGUGUUAUUUUCAAUUACCAUUAUGUUGAUACCGUUCAUAAUUCUACUGUCUUAAAAAUUAUUCAAUUCUAUUAUAAAAUAAUUUCAUUAUUUUUUCUUGAGAGGGUUUGUACAGAUUCUUGAAAUACUUUCAGAAGUUUUGAUUAAUAGGUAUUAAUAAGACGUUUCAUUUACAGAAUAAGAUUAAUAACAUGUUUGUUUUAUUUGAUUUCUGGUAAAUUUUAUUGAAAACUCUCAAAUUAAUGAUUCAAGCUUUCAAAAUGUUUGAAAUUUUAGUAAAAGGAAUAAAAUUAUCCGCCAUUCCUAUAGAAAAAACCCGGCGUUUGUGCUCAAUUUUACUUUAAAACUCUCAGCAACAAGACCGUUUUUGUUUUGCAAACUUUUGUAACACUGUAUAAUAUUCUUAUUAUCAUACAGAGAUAUAAGGUACACAAUUUUCUCCUUUCAAUAGAUUAUUUUAGUUGGUAUUUCAGUUGAAGUUGCAACUUUUUUCUGCUAUCCAUGAGAAAUGAGCAUUGAAGCUUUCUCAGUAGCCUUGAUACAUAAGUUACACAAUUUAACAUAGAGCAUAAUUUUAUUUCAAUACCUCAAAAUCUAUAUUCUCAUUUUUAGGGUCAGAUAAUCGCAAGAUAUACAGACGUAAAAAUAAACAACGCUUGUAGCCUGAAUACUGGUCUUCCAAAAUAACAUAAAAAUUUUGAAGCCAAAAUAACCAAAAAAUAUGAAUACUCAACGGAAAUACCUUCUGAAGAAUACCUUCUUACUAUUCUGUCAAGAUUUCUGUAAUUUGUAAUCAAGAAUUUUUAAAUACAAGACUUCUGUACAAUUAUGUUUUUGUUUGAUCUAUACUGUGGUAUUUUUCCAUAGAUAAGAGAUUGUUAAUUACUGUUCUUUUUACUAUAAAUUAUUGUACAAAUAGAGAACCAGGCUUUGUUUCUUGAUCUGCUAUAAAUACUACUUUAGUACAACUACGGUUAACUGUGGAUGAGCCACAAAACCUGGCUCUGUAAUUGUAAAAUAAUUACUAAGUAGAUUUAAAAAGAAUAUGUCUUAUUUGCUUUAUUAAUUGCUGUAAAAUAUUGGAUUUUAGGAGAUAUAUUGGUCUGAUAUUUAACGUAUUAAAAUACUUGAUUCCACACAACGUCAUCAACGUUGCAUUAUAAUCAGUAUAUUAUAAUAUUUAUUGUUAUUAGUUUUCAUUCAUGAUGCCAUUUUACCUUAUAAAUGCGUAGCACGCAUUUGAUACAAUGAUUUUUCCAUUUAAUACUGUACUUUUAUUGAAGCAAAUCUGAUUGUAUGGUAUGAGGUGUUGUGGUAUAUUCUCCAUAAUUGAAGAAUAUAACGUUGAUGUUGUCAAUACCACUUUAAUUUAUUCGAAAAUUAAUUUAUCUUACAGAACCAGGCUUCAUGGUGAACUUGAGUUCAGCUAAAGAUGUGGUACUGUAGGUGAUACCAUGGAACCUGAUUCUGUAAGAUGAAUUAAUUUUCGAAUAAAUUAAAGUGGUAUUGACAACACAACGUCUUAUUCUUUCAAUAAUGAUACAAUUAUUUUUCAUUUUGAAUGAUUUUUUGUUUGAGAGAUAAGAGUUCUUCUCAGAACUCAUAAGAUAAUAUUUAAAAUUUGAAAUAGGCCUACAUUGAAUGAAUUAUUUAUUUCUGGAACAUUAUGAUCAUUAUGUCUACGUUCAGAGAGUGUAUUUCAUUUAUUUGCAAUACAAAUGAGACUAAUGCAAUAACAUUGGUAGAUAAAAUAAUAAGGUAGUCCUUGUGCUAUUUUUCUUCCAAAUUUGUAGGUGACAGAGUCCAAGAUGAGGUUAGAAUUUCAGGUGUACAAUUUUCACAAAAUUCUAGUCGAAAAACUAGAAUAAACUGUAGUGUUAACACAAUAAAACUAUUCUAUUCUCAAUGCUAUGUAAAAUUGAACAUCACAUAGUUUAUAUUAAAACUUUUAUAUUAUAUUAGAUUUUAUUUUUGUGAGUCUUCCACGUUAAUUCCAUAACUUGAUAUUAUUUUAUUUUUAUAAAAGCAUAACUAGAUCAGAUUUAGUAAAGUACAUACUAUUUGAAUUUUGCUUUCUUAUAAUGAACUAUUAUUUUAAAUGCUACGUCCCUUUGAAGUUUUUUACGGGUUUUAUAGUGUACUACUUGAUGUGGACCUUUUCUUUUUGGGUUUUCUGAGAAUUUUUUCUAUCAAUGCUAAUGUGCGUUCUGAGUACCUAGCAAUAAAAUUGUAGUAUAGUGUGCAUGAAUUUGCAAAUUUAUUGUUAACUUAUGAUAUAGAACUAUUGGAAACUGUUUCUGACAAAUAAAUAAAUGCAUUAAUAAGAUGAAUUUGUAAAAUAUGAAGCCAACUUUUUAGGCCUAGUAGGCUAUCUAUAUUUCUAAUAAAAACAGUUUUUAUGAA
Nilaparvata lugens (brown planthopper) is the source of this 3282-nucleotide messenger RNA. RefSeq names its product E3 ubiquitin-protein ligase RNF13. The transcript is spliced from 3 exons. NCBI's taxonomy places the organism in Eukaryota, Metazoa, Arthropoda, Insecta, Hemiptera, Delphacidae. The record is from RefSeq and is a predicted model, not a curated record. Bases 170 to 595 code for a protein of 141 amino acids.